AUGCCACCAGGCUCCCAGUUAGGCGGGUCUGUCUCCGGGGAGAUUGGCUAUCAGCGGGCCCAGAGCUCGUGGGCGCGGGGCAGGGGAGAGCAUGUUGAGAACAUCUACUUCCUCUGUGAGAAGGACUCCAAGUUCCUCUGCGUGCUGGGCUGGGAGGGCCCCUCCCACCAGGCCCACAGUGUGGGGCUCCAGGAUCACCUCGGGAGUUGCCUAGAAGCUCUGAGACAGGAGAGGGACAAGAUGGAAGGCAUAAAGUGUCAAGAAGACCAGAAACUCCGAGAGUUGCUAGUAAAGAUUGAAAGCAAGAAACAAUAGGUAGAAGCAGCUUUCGAGAGACUCCAGCAGGAGCUGGGGGACCAGCGGCACCUCCUGCUGGCCAGGCUGAGGAAGCUGGAGCGGCAGAUCUGGAGGGAGAGGGAGGAGUACAUCAGGAAGGCCUUGGAGGAAGUCGACUGGCUUGGAGCCCAGGUCAGGGAACUGGAGGGGAAGUUUCAGCAGCCAGCAAGUGAGCUUCUGCAAGAGACCCCACACACACAUCCUGUGGGAAAGCAGAAGGGUCCGACAUGGCGGCCCAUCCUGCAGACGGGAAAAUGCUGGCCAGAGGCGGGAGAGGGAAGCACAGGUCCUGUCUCAUGGGAGGGAUGGGUGGCGGUCUGA
This is a messenger RNA of Fukomys damarensis (Damara mole-rat), 657 nucleotides long. RefSeq names its product tripartite motif-containing protein 15-like. The transcript is spliced from 4 exons. The record is from RefSeq and is a predicted model, not a curated record. Lineage: Eukaryota; Metazoa; Chordata; Mammalia; Rodentia; Bathyergidae.